This is a messenger RNA of Penicillium griseofulvum, 756 nucleotides long. RefSeq lists its product as uncharacterized. The coding region runs from base 1 to 756 and encodes 251 amino acids. The transcript has 2 exons. NCBI's taxonomy places the organism in Eukaryota, Fungi, Ascomycota, Eurotiomycetes, Eurotiales, Aspergillaceae. The record is from RefSeq and is a predicted model, not a curated record.
AUGCGUUUUGCUCCUCUCAUCAUCUGCCUGGCGGCAAUAUCGCUUGCUGCCCCAACACAUUUCCUCGACGGUGCAUAUGACUGGACAGAUGAACUGGCAGAAUUCUAUGGAAAAGUGAGCGAGUACAUCAAUUCUGCAAAACACAACACUAGAGGGCCGCAUGUGUGCGAUACCUCCAAGAUUGCUAUGCCUUCCUAUGCUUCUGGAAUGGCCAGCCCGUCAGGUCUAAAGCCAAGAUACGUUGCACUUGGACGGGGAACCCAGAACUAUACAUGUGCGGACUCCACUUCCAGAUCAAAACCCGAGGCGGUAGGAGCUGUCGCAAGACUCUACAAUGCCACAUGCAUUGCAGCCAACUACCCCGAUCUCCUGGAAAGGGUCCCCAACCUUGCCUACAAAAUUCCCCUACCAACCAAUGAAUAUGCCUCGUUCCCUCCCGCCAACAUCGAAUUGAUGGGGCACCAUUUCUUCUCGGAAACAACCCCCGAGUUCAACUUGAACCUCACACCCGAAAAACAGAAUGGCAUUGUCAUGACAAAGAAGGGAGGUGCAAUUGAUGCACCCUCAGGUGCAGCUUCGGGGAAGUACGGUGCCGUCCCUUGGCUCUACCUCCUUACUACCGAUGGCACAGUAGGCAACUACAAGAGUGUCUAUCGGGUCAACACUGCCGCUGGGUCGCCGCCAAAGACCUGCAAGAAUAUGCCGCCCGCUUUUGAAAUACAAUAUGCUGCAAACUACUACUUCUUUGGGGAGUAG